AUGAAGGGUACUUUGACGACUCCAAGUAUGUUAAGGCUGAAGGAGUCAAUAUGCGAUGGACGAAUCUACCAGACGAGGCACCUUCUAGAGAGCGGAGUGGACGUGAACUUUGCAGAUGAAGAAAGAUUAACUCCUCUCAUGCGCGCCGCCCAGCUACCAGACGACAAAUCCCGAACGCGUCACAAUUUGCUGAAACUUUUAUUGCAGCAUGGUGCGAAUGUAAACACCGUUGAUCAACAAGGUAGACAUGUGUUAUCUCACGCCUGUAUGAACGCGAAAGAAGACAUUGUCCGGCUUAUUUGUACCGUGGCAGAUCAGGAUGUCGAUUUAAAUCUGCAGGAUCUUGACGGGAAUACUCCACUAAUGCAUUCUGUCAGAACGGGUAACGUCGACUUGGUAAAGUUUCUUCUUAAUGAGUUGAAAAAAUUUCACGUCGACAUAGACGUUAGGAAUCACGAAGGCAGAACUCCUUACUUAGAAGCUAAACGACUCGGCCACGAAAAUUGCGCGCAGGUUUUGCUGACCGAAGGUAAUGCAUCAGCGAAUAUUCAAGUGAACCCUUUCUUGGAGUUUAUUUCUUCGAAGGAUGAGCCCCCUUUAAAAGGUCAAGUUCGUAGCUUUGUAGAUAGCAAAUAUGGAAUUAAUAGAACCGUCGACACAAGACGCGCUAAUCCGCAAAGAGUUCAAAACAAGAAAAUUGUUCUUUUAAAGGAAUCUGUACAGUUACCUUCGGACAAAUUCAUUGUGAGGUCUGAAGAGAAAAAAUUGAAACGUAAGACGAGAAUAUCACGAAAACUUACAAGCUCAAAUGAAACUUAA
Porites lobata is the source of this 819-nucleotide messenger RNA. Lineage: Eukaryota; Metazoa; Cnidaria; Anthozoa; Scleractinia; Poritidae. The record is from the annotation of a GenBank genome assembly.